AUGACGUUUUAUCGAAUACCCAAAAAAGAAAGUGUUCGCCGGGAAUAUAUACGUUUACUUCGGAACGAUAAUUUAAAGUUAGAGUCCGACAGCACACGCGUUUGCUCUGCUCACUGGACCGGAGGUAAAAAGCUCAGCAGAGAACACCUUCCAUCGAUAUUUCCUUGGAGUAAAAAGAAAACAGAGCGGCGGGUUUUGUCCCGGACGGAAUCGACUACAAACGUAGGAGGUAAGAAAAGGAAAGCCGAUGUUUCUACUACCGAAAUAGACCAAGGUCCUCUUUUUGACAUUGAUCAUGAGGAAACCAUUCAAGCUUCUUUCUGCGAUGCUGCGACGCAAACUGAAAUCACUGUAGAAAUACUGGAUCAAAUUGAAUCGGAACUUAAAGAAAUCAUAGAGAAGAAGGACAAGGUAGCAAGGGAGAGAGACGAGUUAUCGAGCGCGACAAAGAGACUUCAACAUUUAGUGAAAAAUCCGAAAUUUGACAUCUCAAAGUUUAAGGGCAAUGAUGAAGAUGUUGAAUUUUACACAGGUCUUCCACACUGGGAUGCACUUAUGCUUCUUUAUGAUAUGGUCAAUCAGAAAGCACAGAACCUGAACUAUGGCAGUUAUGAAAAGAAAGGAAUUGGCUCCGAGCAAAAGCUAGGUAGACCUAGAGCACUUACAUUAUUUGAAGAGUUUGUGUUGACUCUGAUGAGACUUAGGCUUGGCUUGUUACAAAAGGAUCUUGCCCACAGAUUCAAUGUUUCUGAAACUACUGUGUCUGUUGUAUUUAACACUUGGGUUCGGUUUAUGAGGAUUGAACUGGAGCCUUUAAUUUGCCUUCCCAGGAGAGAGCUUUUACAUGAGCACAUGCCAAAAAUUUUUAAGGAACUUUAUCCAAGAACAGUUCUAAUAAUCGAUGCUGUUGAAAUUCGAGCAGAGAGCCCCUCAUCACUUGACAUGCAGUCAGUGUGUUAUUCUUCAUACAAGGGCACAACAACUAUGAAAGGACUUGUUGGUCUUUCGCCUAUUGGAGCCCUGGGAUUUUUAAGCGAGCUAUACACUGGCAGCAUAAGUGACAAGGAGCUCACCAAAAUGUCCAAUGUGAUUGACUACUUACACCAUGGGGAUGAUGUCAUGGCAGACAAAGGAUUUGACAUACAAGAUGACUUUGCUGCAAAGGGGGUAACUGUAAACAUACCCUCUUUUCUUAAAGGAAAAACUCAGUUCAGUGAGGAAGAAAUGGCACACAACAAAAAAGUUGCUAGCCUAAGAAUACAUGUAGAGAGAUGCAUUGAGAGGAUGAAAAACUGGCAUAUUUUUGACAGCAGGAUUCCCAUAACAUUGGCCCCUAUUGCUAGUGACAUGUUUAUAAUCAUAGGGGCACUUACAAACUUUUUGCCACCUCUCAUUGAUUAA
Molecule: messenger RNA, 1401 nt
Organism: Porites lobata
Lineage: Eukaryota; Metazoa; Cnidaria; Anthozoa; Scleractinia; Poritidae
Source: the annotation of a GenBank genome assembly